CGGGCCCGCAGCGGAGUGCCGGCGCCGGGGAUGGAGGACGGCGUGGCCGGGCAGCGGUUCGGGGCGGCGGCGGAGGCAGCCGAGGCGCGGGCGCGACCCGGGCUGACGCUGCGGCCCUUCGCGCCCUUCUCAGGGGCGACGGAAGCGGACGAGGGCGGCAGCGACUGGAGCUUCAUCCACUGCGAGAUGGAGGAGUUGGACUUGCAGGACCUGCCCAGCGCCAUCAUCGCCGGCCACCUGGACCCGCGCGUGUUCGUGGACGGCCUGUGCCAGACCAAGUUUGAAACCCUCUUCAGGACGUACGACAAGGACAUCACCUUUCAGUAUUUUAAGAGCUUCAAACGUGUUCAGAUCAACUUCAGCAACCCCUUAUCUGCAGCAGACGCCAGACUGCAGCUGCAUAAGACUGAGUUUCUGGGCAAGGAAAUGAAGUUAUAUUUUGCUCAGACUUUGCACAUAGGAAGCUCACACCUGGCGCCACCCAAUCCAGACAAGCAGUUCCUCAUCUCUCCCCCCGCCUCUCCACCAGUUGGUUGGAAACAAGUGGAAGAUGCUACUCCAGUCAUAAAUUAUGAUCUUUUAUAUGCUAUCUCCAAGCUGGGGCCAGGAGAAAAGUACGAGUUGCAUGCAGCUACUGACACCACUCCCAGUGUGGUGGUCCAUGUGUGUGAGAGUGAUCAAGAGGAGGAGGAGGAGGAGGAAAUGGAAAGAAUGAAGAGACCCAAGCCAAAAAUUAUCCAGACGAGGAGGCCAGAGUACACACCCAUCCACCUCAGCUGAACUGGCUCAUGGACUGAGAAGUAUUCCGAAUCCUACUCACGGGAGGAAUCUUUUACUGUGCAGGUGGCCAGUCAUAGCUUUGGAGGUGGCAGCUAUGACCGCUGUGGCAGAAAUUCCAGUUCAUGUUGCUAAGAAGAGAAUCAAGGCUUGUCUCCUUGUCUAAUGCUGCACCUCAGCCCAUGUCUGGCACCUGGGAAUGUCUUGGGCCAUUCACUGAGUCUGUGGUAAUCACACAAGGACAUUUGGGGACAUCUUGAGAAAACCAAUAAAGAUAGUGUCUUGUCCUUGUUCUUUUCUGCUAGGUUCUGUUUUUGCCAAGGACAGAUUGAUCAGUGGGCCUGGGGACACCACCUUUCUGUUUCCAACCAGUGUACAGGGUACAGCUCCCACUGGUGUCCAGUUCUACAAACCGCUAGUGUCCAGUUCAGAAAGGUCGUGGAAACAACCACAGGCCGUGUGGAAACUGUGUUUCGUUUCUUCCCUCAUGUUCUAAUGUCCGUGCAUGUAUAUCCCUGAUUUUCAAGACUAACCUUUGUUUGUGUAUGAAGUUAUACCAUUGUUGCUGAACAUCUUUUGGGAAGCUAGGAACGCAUUGAUAAACUGUACCUCCUUUCCAGAUCCCCAACUCUCUUUGCAACAGCACCCACACGUGGAGCUGCACCUGGAUAAUUCACGAGGCACCCUGUCCGGUGAACCAUGUAACUUGUGCUUUUUUUGCAAGAGAAGUUGAUCUCAAAUUCCUAUGUAGAGUUUAGCUUCUGUGACUGAGAGACUAGCGAUUGAACUGCCAGCUCUUAGUAGGUGGGAAAUUUUAGUGUAGGUGUUCAGGUUCAGACAUCGAUUUCCAUUGUUUCGUUCAUGUGAUGGUUGGUACAUGGAUCACAGCCAAAACCCUUUAUGGGAACUGUUGGUUGAGUCAGUUGGUUUUUUUCACCCCACUGAAACAUCAAGAUAAACUUUGUAAAUAAAACUGACAGUAUAUAUCCAUACUUGUUGUACACCUGGGUGAAAAAAUAGGGCAGAGGGAAGACUAGUGUAAGACAUAUUAACCUACCUGUGACUUGUAAGUUGUAGAAAGUGCUGUUCACAUGUUUAACAGAAUUGAAUUCAGAGCAUGUAAACUAAGUAGUAGCCGAGUGUUGAUAUGAGAAGGAUGCAGUGCCUUUCCCCAUUAAUUCCUGAUGGAAUUGUUAAACUAGGUGAACAUUUGGAUUUUUUUUCUAGUUGUAAUGUGUGUGUCUGGUAAAUAGGUAUUCUAUUUUGGCCUUACAAUACCAUAACAAAGGUUGUCACUUUAAAAUGAUCUAUUGACAAGUAACAGUGCAUGCUUUGGGAAUUUGGAAGAUGGCUUUCCUGCAUUAAAUUCUUUGAUUGUUCACAAUAAGAAAUUGAAUGUUCUCCAAACCCUGUUUACAGUGCUCAGUAGGUGGAAGCUGGGAAGGGAGAGACCAUUGCAUAGCUGUUGAAGUGUUUCUUGUUCAAUGCUUUUAAACCGGAGAGGCUAACCUCAAAAAUAUUUUUUUUAACUGCAUUCUCUAAUAAAUCAGCACAAAAUGCUCUUUA
Nannospalax galili (Upper Galilee mountains blind mole rat) is the source of this 2343-nucleotide messenger RNA. It is a transcript of the gene Rcan1, whose product is annotated as regulator of calcineurin 1. The transcript has 4 exons. NCBI's taxonomy places the organism in Eukaryota, Metazoa, Chordata, Mammalia, Rodentia, Spalacidae. Gene Ontology annotation, cellular component: nucleus; cytoplasm. The coding region runs from base 31 to 780 and encodes 249 amino acids. Gene Ontology annotation, biological process: calcium-mediated signaling. The record is from RefSeq and is a predicted model, not a curated record. Gene Ontology annotation, molecular function: calcium-dependent protein serine/threonine phosphatase regulator activity; nucleic acid binding.